UGGAGAGUUCCAUUCCAUCUUUGUACGAGAGAGAAAGGCAGAGUUAGAAAAAACAUAUAAAAAAACCUGUUUGUUCUUUCCUUUCUUCUCUCCAAAUUUCUACUUCUUCUUCUUUGAUCGACACCUAUCUAACCCUAAUCUCUCCGGGUUUUUUUUUCUGCCCUUAAGAAGACGUCGUUUCGAACCUCUUUAGUAUCGAUACUCAAACCUAUACACACACCAAACAUCCCAAGUUUGUUGGCUCUGUUUUUGAGCGGUGAAAACUCGUCGGAAAAACGAGUUUUUUUUUAAUUGGGUUUCUCUUUUUUUUUGUUGAUCUGGAAGGAGAAAAUUAGCGAUGGCGUCCAGUAAUAGCGAGAAGAUCAACGAGAAUCUGUACGCUGUUCUGGGUUUGAAGAAGGAAUGUUCUAAGACGGAGCUCCGUUCUGCUUAUAAGAAGCUUGCUCUCAGAUGGCAUCCAGAUCGUUGUUCGUCAAUGGAGUUUGUAGAAGAAGCAAAGAAGAAAUUUCAGGCAAUCCAAGAAGCCUACUCUGUUCUGUCUGACUCCAACAAGAGGUUCCUGUAUGAUGUUGGUGCUUAUAAUACUGAUGAUGAUGAUGACCAAAACGGAAUGGGAGAUUUCUUGAACGAAAUGGCGACUAUGAUGAAUCAAUCCAAGCCUAGUGAUAAUAACACAGGGGACAGUUUUGAACAACUACAAGAUCUGUUUAAUGAGAUGUUUCAAGGAGACGCUGCAGCAUUCCCAUCAUCAUCGUCCUGCUCCACUUCAAAUUUCACUUCAUCUCGUAGUUUUGUAUUCGAUACAAAUUCUCAGCGGUCAUCUUCGUUUGCGACAAGUUCGAUGGGGAUGAAUAAUGAUCCUUUCGGAUAUGACCCGAGAGCUCAUUCCUUCUCUUUAGGGGUGGACCAUCAGCAAGAGUUCAAGAAAGGGAAAAACAAUGGCGGAAGAAGAAACAGGAGAAAGAACAAUGUUCCAUCGGCUGGUCACGAAACGUCGUCGUCAAACAACUAUGGAGUCCCCACCUCAUAGCCACUUCACACCAUAUUUUUUUGCUAACUCAUCUCCCCACAUUUGUCGACUAGUCGCAGACAAGAUGAGUGGUUGUUGUCUUCUCAAUGAGGAAUACAUCGAAACUCAAAGGGUCGUCGUUUUGUAAAACUACCCACCUCCUUCUCUAGAAUCUUCUUAUUUUUAUUUUUGUUUCUCCUGUGCUGUCAUUGAAUUGUUGUCUCCUAAAAGCAAGAAUCGUUAAAGAUCAUUGAGAUCGAUGAAAUCAAUUGCUUUAUGUUGAUCAAACACAGUUCCUUCUAUAUUCUUAUUAGUUAUUGAUUGUCUC
This is a messenger RNA of Arabidopsis thaliana (thale cress), 1337 nucleotides long. RefSeq names its product Chaperone DnaJ-domain superfamily protein. Bases 338 to 1030 code for a protein of 230 amino acids. The record is from RefSeq and is marked reviewed. Lineage: Eukaryota; Viridiplantae; Streptophyta; Magnoliopsida; Brassicales; Brassicaceae. The transcript is spliced from 6 exons.